Molecule: messenger RNA, 3454 nt
Organism: Xiphophorus maculatus (southern platyfish)
Lineage: Eukaryota; Metazoa; Chordata; Actinopteri; Cyprinodontiformes; Poeciliidae
Gene: vsnl1b
Product: visinin-like protein 1
Exons: 4
Coding region: 493-1068 (191 amino acids)
Molecular function (GO): calcium ion binding
Source: RefSeq, a predicted model, not a curated record
CAUCCACAGCGGGGCAAAGGCUGCGGCUGUAACGCGACAGCAGCCAGCUGGAGCCACACGGAGCGGCAGCGCACAGGCGAACUCCUCAUCCCACCAGGCUGUGAUGCGCACGGGUGACGCCGCGCUCCUCUAGUCCGCACACAGACAGGCGAAGAGCUCGGCGCGGGAUCGGACCCUGCUGCGCCUCAUCUGGACGAACUGCGUCGGGGAAAAUCCCGCAAAAACCGCGACUCUCUCUUGUGCGAGUGAGGGGGUGCGUGCGCGCGGGUGUGUGUGUGUGCGUGUGCGCGCGCGCGCUCGGGAUUUUUUUUCUUUUUCUUUUUUUUAAAUUUUUUUUUUUUUUUUAAUAGGCGAUCGUUGUUGAGAAUAAUCCGUUUUUUAGGUGAACGUUUCCAUCGGACGAAGAGCGAGGGGAGUUUCUGGACUUUGCAGAGGAGACGAGCUGCUCAAUUCCGACAGAUAACCAGCAGAUACAGGCGUUAAUCAGGAAUCAUGGGAAAGCAAAACAGCAAGCUGACUCCUGAGGUGAUGGAGGAUCUGGUGAAGAACACAGAGUUUAAUGAACACGAGCUGAAACAGUGGUACAAAGGCUUCCUGAAAGACUGCCCCACCGGUCGGCUGAAUCUGGAGGAGUUCCAGCAGCUCUACGUCAAGUUCUUCCCAUACGGCGACGCGUCAAAAUUUGCACAACACGCCUUCAGGACCUUCGACAAAAACGGAGACGGCACCAUCGAUUUCCGAGAGUUCAUCUGCGCCCUGUCCAUCACCUCCCGCGGCAGCUUCGAGCAGAAACUCAACUGGGCCUUCAACAUGUACGACCUGGACGGCGACGGCAAAAUCACCAGAGUGGAGAUGCUGGAGAUAAUCGAGGCGAUCUACAAAAUGGUGGGCACCGUGAUCAUGAUGAAGAUGAACGAGGACGGCCUGACACCGGAGCAGAGGGUAGACAAGAUCUUCAGCAAAAUGGAUAAGAACAACGACGACCAGAUCUCGCUGGAGGAGUUCAAGGAGGCGGCGAAGAGCGACCCGUCCAUCGUUCUCCUGCUGCAGUGUGACAUGCAGAAGUGAAGCCGCAUCCCUCACCCCCACCUGACCCUCCACCCCCACAUCCCACUCCCACUCCCACUUCCUGCUUGCGCCUCUUUCUCUCUAACCCCGCCGGCCUCCCCACACCCAGUCUGUAUCCACACACUCUGGACAGCCGCACACGUUUUAAUGUCUCAUUAGGUUCUCUGCCAUUUCCACACGGGGGAGAAAAAAGAAGAAGAGAUAAAAGAAAAACCACCCAUAAUAACAUAAGAGAAAACAAACAAAAUGCUUGAACUAUUUUUCAAUGGACUCGCUUCUUGUGGUCGUAUGCAUGAGAAUGUCAAAAUGCAGAAUAAUUUUGAGAAAUAGCUAUAAGAUAUCACAGAUUUCUAUUUCUAAACAUGCCAACGUGAUUCGUGCACAGUAGCCCUGUACAUUCUCACCUCUAGCUUGUAUAUCAGUGGAGCACUGCAUUCAGUUUUGUUUCUGAAGUAUUUAGGAACCCCCCCUUUCCCUCCCCCGUCCCCCAGUGUUCACUGCUGCGACUGCUGUAUGCUCUACAUGAUAGUAACAAAAACAAUAAUUCCUAUGAUAAUUGUAACUGUCUCUACUAUCCAGACUUGUUGAGCUCUCGGAGAACAGAAAACGGCUCCUGCCUGCUCCAGAUGUUCUCACUCAGUGGAACCGAGAAGAGCAGGUUCUUUGCAUGCAUAUAUUACGUGUCGAGAAAAAGAAAAAAGAAAAAAAAAACAACAACUAUAUAAUCUCUUACCUUUUUUGCAUCUUUAGGUGGCUAUAAAAAGACAUAAAAUCAGAACUUCAUUUAGUAUUGUUGCAUGGGCUGUACAGUAUGUGACGCAUUCUGUCAUUAGUUCACCCACUGCCCUCCUCCCAGUAAUGUGGGAGCAUCCCCACUCCUCCUCCCCCCCCCACUCGAUUAAGCAUUAGUAUGUGAUACUUGAGUUGUUGGAAAGGUGUUCAGGCCAGUGGCGCCCCAAAGAGGGGGGACAGGGGAGCCGUGGCCCCCUCUUAAAAAAUCCUGGCCUCCCCAGAGAAUUAUAUUCAUGUUAUAAAAAGGUGUAAAGUAUCAUCUUUUUUAAUGAAAACAUAAAUGUAAAACCCAAUAAAUGAACAAAUAUAAAAUAUAUACGUAGCUAUAUAAUAUAUAGCAAAUAUUAUAUAUAGUUGGAUUUUCUUUUCUUUUUUUAGCUGUACUCCCUCCUAAAAUAUUUUAUUGGCCUGGUCUGGCCACCCCUAUAAAAAUAAUCUGGGGGGGCGCCACUGGUUCAGGCUGCAGCUGUGGAUUGAAGAGCUUUAACGUCGACACGCUGCACCGUGUUUUGGCUUCGGUGGCUUGUAUGAUGAGCAGAAAUCUACUCGUGUGUGUGGACACAAUUUUUUUUGUUGCUCCUUUUCUUUUGAUCACGUCGCACGGCUGCCCUUUUAGAGGAAAGGUCAGAAUCCCCGCCAUCAUCAGGUGCAGUACUCCAAUAAUUGGCUUCUUUUUUUUUUUUUCAGGCCGCUUGUUUUGAUUUAAACUUGAAGAAAUAAUAAUAAUAAUAAUACUAAUAAUAGUGAUGAAAAAAGGGUAACUUUAACUUACAUAUCAACAUGUUUACAGAAACAAAGAGCACUGCGAAACGAGUACGUUCUUGGCUUUUGGAUCCGCUGCUUGGGGCUCGCUCUCAAGGCUUAGGGAGCCUGUGAGGGCGACUCCACUUCCAAUGCAGCUAAAACAACAACAAUAAUAAUAAUAAAGAAAAGCCUCACCUAUGUUUACUGGACACACUGCAUUCCUUUGUGUAAAACUUUUUUGUAAGGAGAAACUUUUACUGAAAGGUGUCAUCUUCUUAUUUACCUGUUUGCAGCGAUCAUUAAAGAUGCGGGAACCUCAAAGAGGCGUUUGAUGGAGUUUCUUACACUGUGAGACGGUCGCGUUUGGUUACUGCCGAAAUGUUUCUCUUUCCGAUAGUUUGCACCUUCUCCCCUCCUCCGUCCACCCCUCCACCCCUCUCCUCUCCUCUCAUGUUAGGCUAUGCAAGCAUGGACUGGGAGUCUGCUUGUUGUCCACUUGCACAAGUGGAAGUUGCAGAAGAAGCUGUUCAUUGUUUUUUUUAAUUUUGUCUGGAACAUAAAUGAAGCCAACCCCCACAUCUUCAGUGACUGAAUUAUUUCUACAUUUUAGUCCAGAUUUAUCCCCCCGCCCCCCUCCUUAUUUUUGUCGAGUAAAUGUUUCUAUCAAAUAUGAAAACUCAUUAUAACAACUGACUGUAUUCUUUUAUACAUGUGGCAUGUGUUGCACCCAAACUCAGUUCUGUAGUGUUUGAAAUGAAUAAACCAUCGACAGGCUUUUUGGAAAGACACAGGCUGGUAGGUGGAGUUACUGGUUCUGCACUGAAAAUCCAAAAUAAAGAAAAAAACAACA